Messenger RNA from Lynx canadensis (Canada lynx), 921 nucleotides. Its product is annotated as synaptonemal complex protein 3-like. NCBI's taxonomy places the organism in Eukaryota, Metazoa, Chordata, Mammalia, Carnivora, Felidae. Gene Ontology annotation, cellular component: synaptonemal complex. Gene Ontology annotation, biological process: spermatid development; meiotic cell cycle. The transcript is spliced from 8 exons. The record is from RefSeq and is a predicted model, not a curated record. The coding region runs from base 1 to 711 and encodes 236 amino acids.
AUGGAGCCACCUCGGAGGAAGCGCCUGAGGAGAGCUGCGAAGGCCCCGGUGGAGGCUCCGGGUAUGGCAGCCAAUGACUUUUGGGGACAAGAGAGAAGAGACCUGAGUGGGCCGGAGGCUGUUCCUGAAGGAAACAAUCCAGUACCGGAUAAGCCCGGGGAGAGCAGUCCUUCUGCAGGAACAUUUGAGGACGAUGUGGGGAAUGAAGUACAGAAGAUGCUGGAAAGGCUUGGAGUUGACAUUAAACAGGCUCUUCUCACAAAGAGAAAAAUGUUCGAAAUGGGUACAAAAGCUUCUAUCAAAAUCACUAACGAAACAAUUGAGCAUGUUUGGAAACUACAACAAGAACAAAGGCAGAAUCUUCAUCGCAAAUAUUCUCAGCAGUUUCUGACUUUGUUUCGGGAGUGGAAUGUAGACAUGCAGAAAGCCCAGAAACAACAAGAAAAACUAGCCAGAAUGUUUCAAGAGCAACGAAAAGUUCUUCAACAAGCUAGAGUUGUUCAGAAUCAGAGACUGCAAAAAAUUAAAAAUUUAUAUGUGCAAUUCUUAGAGAGUAUGCAGGACUUAGAGAAGGACCAUGAACAUCUUCUUACUGAUGGACAAAGUGAAGUUAGAGAAGAAAUGACCAAGUUGCAAAACAAAAUUAUGAUGGAAGUUCAACAGCAAGAGCUGGCAAUUGUUCAAAAGUCUCUUCAAUCCCUGUUAUUCUGAUGACUUUGAAGAAAGAACUUGAACCUAAGUGCUAUGAUAGAAGCAUAACAUUAGCUACACUGAACCACAUUGCGGUAGUUUAAAAAUUGUAGUUGAAAUCAGUACAUCUUGUUUACCAUAGCUUGCUUGUUUAGUGCAAGAAUCUUUUCCUGCUAAAACCCCAAGCCCCAAACAGUUACGUGGGUAGCAGCAAUUCCACAAUUAUAUGUA